GGAGACGGACGAAUCGUUUUGUCGAAGCGCCUCCUGUCAGGCUGCAAGGGCUAUUAAUAGACAGAUUUAGUUUCUAGUUACCCAGUUAAGCAGCAACUCUCGGAGGCAUCAUAUAUACUUUCGGAAUCCAGUGCUUUAAAAAUGUCUUACGCCAGUCGAUUUGGCUUUCAUUUCCAUUUGCCGGACGAGGGAUGGUGCUAUCCCAAGGAUGAUAUGCAUUUCAUUCGCAGUGCCGAGUGGGUGCCCGUGGAGAGUGCCGGAGUGGGUCGCUCCUUUGCCAAUCCCAAUGGCGUAAUUUAUCCGCGCGUGGUGGGCAUGCUACCGCGCUACGGAGGCCAUGUUCCGGGCAAUAUUUUUCGCGUGGGCAACACCUACGGCCGGUCCACCAUUGACGCUAAGCGUCACUUGACCCUCAACCAUGAUUGAUCCACAAAUUCGUAGGUUACAUGAUCAAUUACAACCAGCAACUAGCAAAGUCAAAUUUUCUGUGUUAAGCUCAAAGAAGCACUAAAAAUAAAAAUUAUAUCUGCAUGAA
Drosophila ananassae is the source of this 535-nucleotide messenger RNA. RefSeq names its product protein FAM166B. NCBI's taxonomy places the organism in Eukaryota, Metazoa, Arthropoda, Insecta, Diptera, Drosophilidae. The transcript has 2 exons. The record is from RefSeq and is a predicted model, not a curated record. Bases 142 to 426 code for a protein of 94 amino acids.